AUUUGAAUUUUCCCGCCGGCGCCAACAGGUAGCUGACGCGCAGUUCCAAAUGACAGUUGCGGCCGAUGCGGUACGGGUCGGCCACAGUAUCCGUUCAUUCACCUCGCACCGCCAUUAAGCGCUAUUUAUACGACGGAAUAUACACGGUCUCAGCGCCCGGCUACACAUGCGCUUAACGAAGUCGACUCGGUGUCAGAGCAUCGAUUUCAUAAAGCUUGUGCGUAUUUCGACUAUGUGCUAUGUUGUGAUAUGUUUGUAAACGAAUAAAUCGUUCGACGUAUUGAAGUGAUAAAAUAUUAUUUUUGCGAUAUAAUCAUACCUACAAUGUUGUUUUAAUACUCUGAAGUGAAAUUGAAAGAAUGUGUUUUAAACAAAAAUUAAAAGAUUUCCUCAGUGAAAUAUCAGAAAACGCCGAAUUUCCCGUUUUUAAUUACGUUUCAAGUGAAAAAUAUAGUAUUCUGGUAAAAUGUCAUGUGGAUACCGACAAAGACGCUCAAUUCUACAGCGAGUACGCUUCAGAAUGGAUAAAAAAGUUUACAAAGUUCACAAAAACUGGUUGGAUAGUUCGAGCGUGCUUCCCGCGACUGAAAAGACUAUUGUAUCGAAAAGUGUUCAUGUGCCACCACUCUAGUUUCAACAAGAGUAAAAUAUCAGAACAGGGGAGCUCCAAGGACAAACAAUGUAAGGCGAAGAUAGACUUCAAAGUAAAGUUUAUAAAUCGUAACACGAUAAGGAACGAUAAAAUGUUGAAGGCAGGUUUAAAUUUGGCCAUUUACAUCAAUUUUGUUCACACGCAUAGUAUAAGGGCGAGGGAAUCCUACAACUUUUUAAAAUGUUCGGCUGACACAGACAAGUUGUUCUUGAAAUAUUUUGCGGAAGGCCACACUGUAGCUACUGCAAAAAGCUACCAUGAACUGAUGUUACUAUCAAAUUAUGGAGCCGGCGACAUUUCUAAUGCUGAAAUAAAUCCAUCAUUACGUCACAUAUCAUACGUGUAUCACAAAAGGAAAUCGCAGGGACUGGAAUGCAAUAUUCCCGAUGUAAUGGCUGAGAAGAUGAAGUCUUUGGAAGAAUGUGGAGGAGUAAUGAGGUACACAGACGAUCAUAGCAUCACCGUUGUUAUUACACCGUUUAUGAAAAACGUCAUAUCAGGACAUGAACUUGACAGUAUAAUUAUAGACAGUACCCAUACUAGAGAAUGUGUAGCAUCGUUUUUCUUUGUACCGACCCCUUUGGGCGCGUUACCCAUCGCCUGUACAUUACACUCACAGAUAUCGGAGCCCAGUUUCAGUCAAGCUUUCUUUUCUACUAAACUGUUAUUAGAAAACCAAACGCUAAAAAGUUUUGAACCACGUAAGAUCAUGAUUAAUCAGAUUGAUGAACAAAAUCAUGCUCUAGACGCCAUUUUUUCUAAUACAACCAUAUUAGUAUCGAAGACGUCUUUAGUCGAAGAUAUAUGGAAGACUCUUUGUGCAGAAGAAGUAAAAUAUGACGUGAAACAACGACAAAAAGUUAUGGAGUUAUACUAUUCAUUGCUACAUGCAGCGACUUUAGAAAACGCUGAAUCAUUUUAUCAAGAACUUGAGACUAAUAAAAUAGUACAAUCAAUAACAAAACUGAAACAAUAUUUAUUCGACAUAUGGUUAAGAAGAGAAGAAUACAUAACACCAAACAGAAUAAUAGAUAUAUCAUUACGAACGUUGAAACAGUUCAUAGUAUACAGAUGCAAGUCCUACACCAGCUUAGCCAUGAUAGAUGUGUUGACGAACAUUUUAGACAAACAUUGGUGUCAAAUAUUACACGCACAUUUGUCGAACAAACUGGUCAUGGAAAUGUACACAAAAUAUUUGCCAAAGGAUAAGAAUUUGAUGAAAAAUUUGGAAGGAGAUAGAAAAUUAAAGCGAAAAAUUGGUUAUUUGGAUUUUGGAGCGCAAACGUUAUGUUGUGAUUGUAUAAAAGGGAAGAAAGGAAUGCUAUGUGAACAUCUAUGUGCUAUAUUACACACGGUAACCAUAUCUACAUCACUGCCAGAUGAGAAAAGAGCAUUUUAUACUGCUCUAGCUGGAGACCAAGAAGUCAAAAUAGAACUAGUAACAGAACCCCAAGACUACGAAGAACAAUACCAUCAAAACCACUAUGAAGAAACUCAAGGAUCUACAUCAGACAAUGAACAAACUUUCCGAAUUAAACAAGAAAUAGAACACAUAGACCCUUUGGACAUAAUAAUUGAAGACAAUAAUACGAGACAUAAUUCUGUAGAAAUUGACACAAAUAUGAUAAAAAAGAGUUAUGUCAAUGGCCUUAGGGCUCUAAAUGAUGAAUUCAGAAGACUAAACAAGUUAUUUAGGGAUAAUCCUAACGCAUCUAAUUUGGAGACUAUGGGUCGUUUAGCUAGGGAAUUGGGUAAGAUAAGGCCGGUAGAGAAAGUAAAUAUAUCCAAUAUGUGUAUAGAAUUAACAGAUGCAGUGGAAAUGGAUUGUGAUUAGGUUCUAAUUCUGUAAUAUUAUACUAAAUACAUAGUUCCUAAAUUAUUGUUUUAUUAACAU
This is a messenger RNA of Spodoptera litura, 2546 nucleotides long. RefSeq lists its product as uncharacterized. NCBI's taxonomy places the organism in Eukaryota, Metazoa, Arthropoda, Insecta, Lepidoptera, Noctuidae. The record is from RefSeq and is a predicted model, not a curated record.